Molecule: messenger RNA, 1358 nt
Organism: Amoebophrya sp. A120
Lineage: Eukaryota; Dinophyceae; Syndiniales; Amoebophryaceae
Source: the annotation of a GenBank genome assembly
AGCAGGCAAGGUAGAAGUGAGAAGUGCAGAACAACUCACAAGCGACACAUGUUGGGGCAGCAACGUACAUUAGUUUCGCUUGUUGGCAAUGGUCCUUGUACGCCAGGUGCAGUGUGCUCGCAUAGCGUUGCCGCGCGACCACGACCCACUGCGCUCGUGCGUUGCCUGUCUCAAAUCUUCUUCCCGUUGGCUCGCACGCGGUCAGGUGGAACCUGCCGGACGACAACAAAAUGUAGACACUUUUCUAUAACACCUGUAAGAGCAGAACGAAGAAAUAGUAAACCCGCGGAUGAGGAACAAAGGGCGACAGCACCAGCGGAGAGCGUCGAAAGGAUCAUGAAUUUCGAACAUGAAUUUCAAGGCGCAGAGCGACCCCAUUCAUCAACAAGAACAAAUCCGGAAACGCGAGAAUGCAACUCCUCUGUUGUCGGCGGGGGAAGUGGAAGUGCAAGUUCAAACCCUUCAUCACCAUCCACACAUUCGAAUACUCCAUCAACAUCCAGGUCGUCCAUUAACAAAUCCAAAUCGCACGCCGAACAAAAAAAUGGAACCCGAACCCCCGAUCAACGCGAUGAACUCUCCGACGGUAGCCGCGCAUUGACUCCCCCCAGUCCUUACGCGAAGCGUGGGAAAGUGUUUCGUGUGUUUGAGGAGAAAGGAUUUGGGUUCGUGCAGCCUGUAGAAUUUUUCGAGAAUACAACACCGAAGGCGAAGGCACUCACGCAGACUCAGUGGGAGGACGUGCCAGAUUCAGCAACAGCCCUAGCAGCUGCCACAGGAAAAACUACCACUAGCAACGGAGGAGUCCUGUCCCGACAUUUUGUUCGCCAAAAUGACAGUGACAAUCUGUAUUUCAAUCUUUCCGAGUGUGUCGAUCGGAAAGUCAAGAAAAACGACCUGAUCUGGUACGAGGAAGCUCCGAACGCACGCUACGGUAUGAAAAACAUUGCCGUGCGGAUUAUCGGCGGCACGGGACAGGAAAGGAAAGUUCGAGGGAAGUACGGACCGAAGCAGGAUCCGAGGAUUUAUAACUCGGCCGACAAGAACGCGGACGAGCUGUCGGAAGCGGAAUUAAAAGCCCGCGCGCUUGCGGAAGCGGAGUCUCGACUGUCGUUUCAGCUGGGCCGCGCUGCAUUGCUGGCGGACGCCACCGCGGAAAAGGACAAGAAGGGUGUAGGGAGGAGGAAGAGGUGAUAGUAGGAUGUUGACGCUUGUUGGUUUCUGAACGAACCAGGGGAAGCAAGUCGAGAUCAAAAAGUGAAGUAGAACUCAGGUAACAUAGCAUGUCGUAUGAGUGUCGUUGUGAAAUAAAUUGUUUGCUGCACGACGAGCAGCUGCAGCUGGUCCUGCUAGAGUAU